AAUGAAAUAAGACUCUGCUUAGAGGUAUUUUACGCCCUGUAUGAAAUGUUAUGUUAAACACUUUCACUUUCAAGAUUAUAACGCUCCUGGCUGGACAAAGACUUAAAGUUGGUGAAGUCCACUUUUAAAGGGGUACAGACACCAAGAAGGCUGCGCAGACACAAUGAUGGAGCAGUUUUGGAUCAUUUUUUCUAGAAUGAUUUUACCACUGGGUGUCACGCUUCUCCAGUUCCGUCGGCGAACUGGUGAUUGGAUGAAACAGCGGCGUCACCCUCUACGUGCCUCGGUGACGCCCCAAACUUUCCCAGCAUGCAACGGGUGAUGUCUGAGGAAAGAUGGCGGAAGGAGGAGCGGCUGAUCUGGAUACCCAGAGAGGAGAGGUCGCGGCACUGCUGAAAACACAGCUGAGAAAGGGAGACACUUGGUACCUUGUGGACAGUCAUUGGUUCAAACAGUGGAAGAAAUAUGUGGGAUAUGACAGCUGGGACAAAUACCAGAUGGGUGACCAGAAUGUCUACCCAGGACCAGUGGAUAACUCUGGUCUCCUCAGAGAUGGGGAUGUGCUGGCCAUCAAGGAGCACCUCAUCGACGAGCUCGACUACAUCUUGGUCCCGACGGAGGGCUGGAAUAAGUUAGUCAGCUGGUAUGGGUUGAAGGAGGGUCAGGAGCCAAUUGCACGCAAGGUGGUGGAACAGGGUAUGUUUGUGAAGCACUGCAAGGUGGAGGUGUACCUGACGGAGCUGAAGCUCUGUGAAGACAGCAACAUGGACAAUGUGAUCACCAGACGCUUCAGCAAAGCCGACACAAUAGAUAUGAUAGAAAAGGAGAUGAGGAAGCUGUUCAGCAUUCCUGAUGAGAAGGAGACCAGAUUGUGGAACAGGUACAUGAGCAACACCUUUGAGCCUCUCAACAAGCCUGACAGCACCAUUCAAGACGCCGGCCUCUACCAAGGACAGGUUCUCGUAAUAGAGCAGAAGAAUGAGGAUGGCACAUGGCCUCGAGGCUCCACGGCACCCAAGUCAUCUGGUGCUUCCAAUCUCUCUGCUUUGCCAAAGAUCUCGCCUUCAUCUCUCACAAACAAUCAUAACAGCAGCUUCAACAGCAGGAAUGUGAAGAACUCGAGCUAUAGUUUGCCAUCUUACAAUGCCUACAACAGCUAUGACUACUCAGACCAGAGCAGGCAGAGUGAGCGCUCGGGCCUCUGUGGACUCUCCAACCUAGGCAACACCUGCUUCAUGAACUCUGCAGUGCAGUGUUUAAGCAAUAUCCCUCCACUGACGGAGUACUUCCUCAAAGACAAGUACACGGAUGAGCUGAACGUGGACAACCCGCUAGGCAUGAAGGGGGAGAUCGCCAGAGCCUACGCCGAGCUUAUCAAGCAGCUGUGGACGGGCAAAUACAGCUACGUCACCCCAAGGCCUUUCAAGACCCAGGUGGGCCGCUUCGCCCCGCAGUUCUCGGGCUACCAACAGCAGGACUCUCACGAGCUGCUAGCCUUUCUCCUGGACGGCCUUCAUGAGGACCUCAACCGCAUCAGGAAGAAGCCCUACAUCCAGCUGAAAGACGCCAACGGCAGGCCUGAUAAGGUGGUGGCAGAGGAGGCGUGGGAGAACCACAUCAAGAGAAACGACUCCAUCAUCGUGGACAUCUUCCACGGCCUUUUCAAGUCCACCCUAGUGUGUCCUGUGUGCUCCAAGGUCUCUGUGACCUUUGACCCUUUCUGCUACUUGACCCUGCCCCUGCCCAUGAAGAAGGAGCGCACGCUGGAGGUCUUCCUGGUCCGACUGGACCCUCUGGCCAAACCUACGCAGUACAAGCUGACCGUGCCGAAGGUGGGCUACAUCUCUGACCUGUGUACCUCGCUCUCUAACCUGUCAGGGGUGCCUGCUGAGAAGAUGAUUGUAACCGACAUCUACAACCACCGUUUCCACCGGAUCUUCGCCACCAACGAGAACCUCAGCAGCAUCAUGGAGAGAGAUGAUAUCUAUGUAUUUGAGCUGGCGGUGAACAGGGUGGAGGAUACGGACCACGUAGUGAUCCCGGUGCACCUGAGGGAAAAGUACAAGCAGUCGGGCUACAACCACACCAGCACGCCGCUCUUCGGACAGCCCUUCCUCAUCGCCGUCCCCAGAACCCUCAGUGAAGACAAACUCUACAACAUGCUGCUGCUGCGCCUCUGCCGGUUCGUUAGAUCUUCAGUAGAGGAGGAAGAAGAGGAUUGUGAAGAGACGCAGCCAACAAAACAACACACUGUCAAUGGUAACGCCACUAAUGGACUGCUGGAGGAGGGGUCGCCAAUCAAUAAAGUGCUUAAAAAUCUCGUCCGUCCUCCCUCAGGCGAGAUGGAGACCGACGAGCAGGACGACGAGUCCAGUCAGGAUCAGGAGCUGCCCUCCGAGAACGACAACAGCCAGUCAGAGGACUCCGUGGGCGGGGACAACGAGCUGGAGAACGGCGUGGUCGGCCCUCAGAACUCCACCAAAGGGCAGCAGACGGCAGGGCACAACAAAAAGAGACUUUUUACAUUCCAGUUCAAUAACAUGGGGAAAACUGACUUCUCGCUCAUCAAGGAGGACACCAGGCAGAUCCGCUUCGAUGAGGGACACCUUCGGCUCAGUGACCGUUCUUAUCUCUCCUUGGACUGGGAACCAGAGAUCAAGAAGAAGUACUUCGAUGAGACCGUCAUCGAGGACUUUGACAAGCACGAGAGCAUGGAGUACAAGCCCCAGAAGAAGGCCUUCUUUAAGCUGAAGGACUGCAUCGAGCUGUUCACCACCAAGGAGAAACUGGGAGCCGAGGACCCAUGGUACUGUCCGAACUGCAAGCAGCACCAACAGGCCACUAAGAAGCUGGACCUGUGGUCUCUGCCGCCGGUGCUGGUGGUCCAUCUGAAACGCUUCUCAUACAGUCGUUAUAUGAGGGAUAAACUGGACUCGCUUGUUGAUUUCCCACUCAGAGAUCUGGAUAUGUCUGAGUUCCUCAUCAACCCCAACGCUGGGCCCUGUCGCUAUGAUCUCAUCGCUGUGUCCAACCACUACGGAGGGAUGGGUGGAGGCCACUAUACCGCGUACGCCAAGAACAAAGACGAUGGAAAGUGGUACAACUAUGACGACAGCAGCGUGUCUCCUGCCAACGAAGAUCAGAUAGUGUCCAAAGCUGGCUAUGUGCUGUUCUACCAGCGGCAGGACACGGUGAAAGGCACCGGCUACUUCGCUCUGGACCGCGAGGAAGAGGAGGAGGACGAGGAGGAGGAGGAAGGAGAGGAGAACGAGAACGAGAAUGAAAACGAAGGCGAGGGGAGACAGGAGAGAAAGACCGCCUCCUCUUCUCAGGGUGCCGCCCCUGCCUCCGCCGCCUCUGCCGCCUCCGCCCUGAGCGACGAGGAGGACCUGAACGAGAACCGGCGCAGGAAGAACGACAACGAGCAGGAAGACGAAGAGGAGGAAGAGGAGGAGGAAGAGGAGGAGGAGCAGGUGCCCAAUCGAGACGUCGCCAUGAAAACCAACUGAGGCGUGCGAGGACAGGAAUAAAUGGAGAGAGAGAGACUAGGAUCUUUCCAUCCAAAGCCAUAUGGACACACAGCAUGGCAGCGGGCGCCAACGGUCCCACCCAGCGGCUCGGACUCGGCUCGCACGACAGGCAGAGCCACUGCGGGGAUGACAGGGAGCUGCCGGGGUACGCCAGAUAUCAGGGCCCUCCUCUGUGGUUGGAUCACUGUGUGUGUGUGUGUGUGUGUGAGUGUGUGUGUGUCAAGUGUGUGAGUGUGUCGCCACGUCCAUUCGUUAAGAUUUGCUCACCUGCUCUCUGAAAAGACUCACAUCAGGGCUGAUUUGGAGGCUUCACAGUGCUGUGGUGUGGCGCUCUGACUCGCCCUCCUGCUUUUUUGUGUUCCUUUUGUUUUUUUAUAUAUAUAUAUAUAUUUUUGAGAGCAUCGUCGGCAUAUCAUUUUACUAUCAUUUAGACCUUGUAAAUAUUUUAAACACUGAAUUACAUUGGGUUUUCAUGAUGCGCUGAAACAUUUUUGAACUUGCACAAUCACCAACCAUCCAUCUUUUUUGUUUGUGUGUGUGUACUAUUGCUAGACAUACUGCAAUUGUGUAACAACUUUCUCAGAGAGUUUACUUCUCCCAUAAAAAGUUUAGGAAGCUGCCUUUAGUAAGCCAGCGGCGGGAUGCGUCUACUGUCUAGACUCGGCGUAGAUACGUGACGCUCGUAGUUGUGUGGUUUUACAAAGUGUCAAACAGCCAAACUGUCCCAGCUUCGUGCUGCUGCUCCUGCCGCUGCUGUGAUCUCGCAUUUUUAGACAGAUUAUUAGCAUACUGGCAUGAACUUUAGAGAUUUAAGGUCCUUGCUUUCCGCCGUCUCGCUCUCUCUGAUCUCCUCCAAAAUAAAGCGGGAUUGAACAGUCAUCCUGCUAACUUUGCAAAAAAAAAAAAACAGACUCAAAAACUCUGCGUGUUUUAUCUGCAAAAACAUGAAAUCGGCGUAAGAUGUAUCAGGAGCUCCAGAAGCACUCUGUCUUAACUCCGUUCCCUGAUAUCUGUUUAAAAGUUAGCUGGCAGGCUCAAAGAUCCCACCACCCCACCCCCCACCGACCCGUUAUUCAUAGGUGGUGUUUAAAGCUUUACCACGGCUCUCUGCGCUCUCUCUCCUCAUAUCAGAGGCACUGUGAGAUUAGAAGAACAUCGGUGAUUUCGCUGACAUCAGAUGGCUCGUCUCUUGUUUGCGUCACCUCGGCCUUAACUCUCAAUCUCAGACCAGUCGCCUUUUCUUUGCACAUCACUCAAUCAGCGCCGCCUUUCUCUCGCACGGCCCCCUUCACACACCUACACUCACGUGCGAAUGUCCAUACGAUUUGUUGGUUUGUCUGCUUUUUUUUUUUUUUUUUUAAUCCACAAGAGGGCCUGAAUGUAUGCUGAAUGGAAUGAACACUGACCAGAUGUAUGUGGUUGAUGCCUUUUUGAUUCUCUAUAGGGCCAGAUGUGUGUGUGUUUUUUUUUGUUUUUUUUCCCCCUCCUCAUUUUUUUUUUUGUUUCACAGCUCCCUUUUUUGUUUCUGGUUUGGUUGAAUGCGAUGGUAAUGGGUUCUUAGCCUUUGAUAUUAGCUGUAUGAAAUCAUGGGUACUGCUGAAUGCGUCCCUUUCCACAUGGCGGGGGGGUGGAUAAAAGCAUCUUUGUGGUCCUGAGAAUGAAAGGGGGAGGGAGGGGAGGGGCGGUGGGGACAAAAAAAAAAAACAAAAAAAAAUCUAUGGGGUGAGUCAGCCUAAAAGGCCUUUCAGCUUUUGGGAUCAUGAUACAGUGAAAAUAUUGUGUGGCAGAUUGUUGCAGGAUAUUCCUCCAUCGACGUAAAAACUAUUCUCCAUGGUGGAGUGUUAAUGUUUUUCUUUUUCUACCUGUUCUUUCCACUGUAAAAACAGCAUCAGCGCACCUGUUGUCGCCUCAGAAUAUUAGACGUGUACCAUGCCUUUCUAUGAGCAUCUCUGUGCUUUGACUUCAGUGGGCUUCACCGCCUUCGCCGCUGCCUUGCUUUUCGGGCGACUCACCCCAUCCUGAAUGAGAUGUGAUUGCUACUAUAGGCUUAUACAAUAUUGUACAUAAGAGUUCACUCUGUGAGUGCACAUUUGAUAAAGUUUAUUUAUUUAUAUGUAAGCAUUUAAUAAUAAACAGACAAUAUAUUUAAAACCUUGGCAAGACCUGAAAUGUCGCUGGGAGGGAAGGGAGGGAGGGAGGGGGAGGGCUGUGGAUGAGUCCACACAUAAACACUAGUUUGCAAAGUCUUGCCUGUGCUCUCGUCAGGGAGGGAAUAUUUUUAAAGAAAGGAUGCUUCUGUUGUUUUGGGACUUUUUUUGUAAAGAAAAAAAAUAAUUCUAAUCCAGACAUCCUUGCAUGACGACAUUAUGGGGGUUUCCAGGUUUGGCUGCACUUGAGUUCACUUGGGUUUACAUUUGAAUUGUGCAUGUGUAUUUAUACACAAUCUUCAAUAAAGUUGUGUAAAGCUUCC
Messenger RNA from Acanthopagrus latus (yellowfin seabream), 6000 nucleotides. RefSeq names its product ubiquitin carboxyl-terminal hydrolase 15-like. Bases 336 to 3509 code for a protein of 1057 amino acids. NCBI's taxonomy places the organism in Eukaryota, Metazoa, Chordata, Actinopteri, Spariformes, Sparidae. The transcript is spliced from 22 exons. Gene Ontology annotation, biological process: protein deubiquitination. Gene Ontology annotation, molecular function: cysteine-type deubiquitinase activity. The record is from RefSeq and is a predicted model, not a curated record.